UUAUGUACCAAGUAGGAAAAUUUUGGGGAAGAAAAAUAAAAAAAAAAAUUAUGGCACUACUUGCUAUUGUAGAAUCUUUUGAAGAUAAUAAUCAAAUAUGAUUACUAUGUCACCUCUCAAUAAUGAUAAAAAAUAUAUGUAGAAGUAAAUGUGGAGAAGUAUUUUGGGAAGAAAUGAUACAAAUUAAUUAUCAAUAAUAUCAUUAAAACUAUAUUUAGUGGAGUAUAUUGAUAAGUCAACCUAUCGGGCUUAAAUUGGUUUGCAUCCCCAUUCUUUUUGAGUGCACACGACUAGAAAGGGAAAAGUAAUACCAUAUACACCCUAAAUACAAUAAACUCAUAUCAAAACUUCAUCAAAUUACAAUAAAUAAAUGUUGAAUUCGAUUCUUCAUCCUAGACGAGAUAACCGAACAAAUCAAAGAGGUGAAGCACCACCAAUAACUAACACACAACUUAUUCCCACUCUUCGUAGGAGAAAUAGUGAUAUCACUUUGAAUACUCUAGUUGAUGAUUCAACCACAAAUAAUUCAGAUCUAAUUUCUUUAAUAACAAAUGAAUCUGAAGAAACAGUAUUAAAUGAUGAUAUAAGAAUAUUUCAAUGUCCUAUUUCUACAUAUACUAAACGGUUGGAACUACCGGUAGUUUCCAAUUUUUUAUCACCUGGUGUGAUGGUAUUUGCUUCUAAUGAAUCCUUGUCAGCAUAUCAAAAAGAAAUGAAUCAUAAAGAAACGGUGAAAUCAGAUGGUGGUAUUGAACCAACUACAUUGGCACAACCCAUCUUGUAUACUUCAACGUCAGUAUGGAGUAUAUUUAAGAAAAAUUCUCCAUUUAUGGAAAUUCAUCAAAAUAUUUCUGGUAUUAGACAUGAAUUUUGUAAAGUUUACUUUCGUAUUCUUGCAACAAAUUUAACAUGUUAUAUUCUUAAUUUUAAAUUUGAAGGUUCAGGUUUAACUAAAACUGUCAUUUUAUUAAACAAUAAUAGUUGUAGACCUUCAGUUGAUUUUAUAUAUCAAGGUUCCAAAGUUAGAAUCACAGGAAUUACUGGUGCAACUUCUACAUUUGGAACUGGAUUCAUAAAAUCUUUUAUAUUAGAUGAUGAUACCCCACACCUUGCACAUGACUUGGAUAUUAAUAUCAAGGGAGGGAAAUCGGAUCCAAUAAAGGAAGAAAAUCUUAUUAAAAAUAUGAAAAUUUCAACUUCUAGUGGAAAUCAACUUGCAAAUUUAUUGAUUGGUGGGAAAUCAAACUCAGUUAUAUUCAGAAAUAUGAUGAAUGGGAAAAAUCUAAUAAAUACCCCAUUUGCAACUUAUUUAGAUAAUGGAGAUAAACGAAUUAUGGGAACAAAACUAAAUCGUCAUGGUACCAUUGGAUGUUUUGAAUCACCUGAAAGCUCGAAGCCAAUAUCUGAAAAUUCACUAGUAAUAACAUGCAUUAUCUUAGUUCUCCGAGAACAAGAAUACCGGAAAAAUAAGGGUAAUAAUAAGCCUACAUUUGUUUCCAAUCCUACAUUACAUCCUGGAUCUAAUAUCUCUUAGGUUAAUUCAAUAAUAAUAAAAAUAAAUUAAAUCCGCUUAUCU
This is a messenger RNA of [Candida] anglica, 1576 nucleotides long. NCBI's taxonomy places the organism in Eukaryota, Fungi, Ascomycota, Pichiomycetes, Serinales, Debaryomycetaceae. The record is from the annotation of a GenBank genome assembly.